Didymodactylos carnosus is the source of this 2679-nucleotide messenger RNA. NCBI's taxonomy places the organism in Eukaryota, Metazoa, Rotifera, Eurotatoria, Philodinida, Philodinidae. The record is from the annotation of a GenBank genome assembly.
AUGUUAGCAUCAUUUCGUAAACAAGAUAAAAAAGAUGAAGAAUCCGCUACAAGCGGUAAUCCGUAUAAAAAUUUGGAGAAAGCAUCAGUUCUACAAGAAGUAGGCGCCCUUCGUCCACAUUUUGCUGUGGUACCAUUGUUCUUUUAUUUUAAGGCACGUACAUUCAAUGAUUCACCGGUUAACCCAAGAAAAUGCACCCAAAUAUUAACAAAAAUUCUUUACAUGAUAAAUCAGCAAGAGACGGGCGAACAAUUGGGACAAACAGAAGCAACAGAAACAUUUUUUGCCAUGACAAAAUUAUUUCAAUCGAAAGAUAUGAUGUUACGUCGUAUGGUCUAUUUAUCAAUAAAAGAUAUGGCUUCAGUAGCGAAUGAUGUUAUUAUUGUUACAUCAAGUUUAACAAAAGAUAUGACUGGUAAAGAAGAUUCACAUCGUGGACCAGCUAUAAGGGCAUUAUGUAAAAUAACCGAUGCUUCAUUGAUGCAAAGUGUUGAACGUUAUAUGAAACAAGCCAUUGUUGAUAAAUUACCUUCAGUCUCAUCUGCCGCUUUAACAUCAUCCACCCAUUUGAUGCGUCAAGGACCAGAGGUUGUUAAACGUUGGGUUAAUGAAGUACAAGAAGCUGUUAAUCAUGAUAAUAUUAUGGUUCAGUAUCACGCAUUGGGUUUACUUUAUCAAAUUCGUCGCGCAGAUAAACAUGCCAUUCGAAAACUAAUAUUAAAAUUUUCAAAAGCUGGACUAAGAAGUCCAUACGCUUACUGUUUUCUUAUUCGUAUUGCUUCGAAUUUAUUAAAUGAAGAAGGUGAAGGAACUGAUAGUCCAAUGUAUGAAUUUAUUGAUUCAUGUUUACGUCAUAAAAACGAAAUGGUCAUCUACGAAGCAGCUUCAACGAUUGUAUCAUUAAAAUGUGUUACACCAAAGGAAUUAUGUUCUGCUGUUAAUGUUUUACAAUUGUUUAUUAGUUCACCAAAGCCAGUUUUAAGAUAUGCUGCUGUUCGAACACUAAAUAAAGUAGCUAUUCAAUAUCCAGCUGCUGUAACAGCGUGUAAUGUAGAUUUAGAAACAUUAAUUACUGAUUCCAAUCGAUCAAUUGCAACGUUAGCUAUAACAACAUUAUUAAAAACUGGUAAUGAAGCUGGUGUCGAUCGUCUAAUGAAACAAAUCUCAUCGUUCAUGUCUGAAAUAUCGGAUCAAUUCAAGACGGUUGUUGUCGACGCUAUUAAAUCGUUAUGUCAAAAGUUUCCUCGUAAGCAUUCAACAUUAAUGUCAUUUCUGGCAAAUAUGUUACGUGAGGAAGGUGGCUAUGAUUAUAAAAAAGCUAUUGUCAAUACAAUUAUAACGAUUGUUGAAGAAAAUCCAGAAGCAAAAGAAGCAGGAUUAGCUCAUUUAUGUGAAUUUAUUGAGGAUUGCGAACAUACAUCGUUGGCCACACGUAUUUUACAUUUACUUGGACGUGAGGGACCACGAACAACAACACCAGCAAAAUAUAUUCGAUAUAUUUAUAAUCGAGUUAUACUUGAAAAUGCACCAGUGAGAGCUGCUGCCGUUAGUGCAUUGGCUAAAUUUGGUGCGGCAUCCGAUGAUUUAUUACCAAAUGUUUUAGUUUUAUUACAUCGAACAAUGUUAGAUCAAGACGAUGAAGUUCGAGAUCGAGCAACAUUUUUCUAUCAUUUACUACAACAAAAUGAUAAAGCAUUAAAUUCGGCUUAUAUUCUUAACUCUAUGAAUGUUUCGCUAUCAUCGUUAGAAAGAUUAUUACAACGCUAUACAAUGGAACCAACUCAAAAACCAUUUGAUGUUAGACAAGUACCCGUUGAAACAGUUCAUGUUGAGCCAGCUAGAGUUGAUAUUGGAAUUUCAAGACCAACCGAACAAGUACCAAGUAGACAAGAUACUUAUACUGAACAAUUAUCUUCGAUUCCUGAAUUUGCUCAUUUGGGUCCAAUAUUUAAAACAUCACCACCUGUUGAUUUAACCGAAAGUGAAGUUGAAUAUGUAGUGAGAUGUAUUAAACAUGUCUUUUCACAUUAUAUUGUAUUCCAAUUCGAUAUUAAUAAUACGUUAAAUGAUCAAUUGUUGGAACGUGUCAGUGUUCAAAUGGAAUCAGCCGAUGGUUUCGAAAUAGUUCAUUAUACACCAUGUCAAGUUAUUAAAUGUAAUGAUAUGGGAACAACGUAUACACUUGUUAAACUGCCGGAUGAUCCAACAGGAGUGACGGGUACCUUAACGUGUACAAUGAAAUAUACAGUGAAAGAUUGUGAUCCAGCUACAGGCGUACCGGAUGACGAAGAAGGCUAUGCUGAUGAAUUUGUGCUCGAAGAUGUUGAAGUGACUGUUUGCGAUCAUAUGCAAAAAGUAUUAAAACCAAAUUGGAAUGCAUCAUGGGAAGAAAUUGGUAGUGAAAAUGAAUUAGAAGAUACAUAUGCAUUAUCAAUGCCAACACUAGAAGAUGCUGUGAAAAAGAUAAUUCAAUAUAUGGGCAUGCAACCGUGUGAACGAUCGGAUAAAAUUGUUGAAGGUCGUUCAUCUCAUACACUCUAUCUUGCUGGUGUUUAUCGUGGUGGUCAUGAUAUAUUGGUUCGAGCAAAAAUGGCAUUAAGUGAAAAUAUUGCCAUGCAAUUGACGGUAAGAAGUACCGAUCAAUCAGCUGUACAAGUAGUAGCAUCAGCUGUCGACUAG